Ostrea edulis (European flat oyster) is the source of this 3443-nucleotide messenger RNA. Its product is annotated as glutamate receptor 2-like. Gene Ontology annotation, biological process: modulation of chemical synaptic transmission; monoatomic ion transport; synaptic transmission, glutamatergic. Gene Ontology annotation, cellular component: postsynaptic membrane; plasma membrane. The record is from RefSeq and is a predicted model, not a curated record. Gene Ontology annotation, molecular function: transmitter-gated monoatomic ion channel activity involved in regulation of postsynaptic membrane potential; glutamate-gated receptor activity. Lineage: Eukaryota; Metazoa; Mollusca; Bivalvia; Ostreida; Ostreidae. The transcript is spliced from 18 exons. Bases 534 to 3326 code for a protein of 930 amino acids.
AUUCUUAACAUUAUGUUUAAAACGACAUUUGCACAAUAAUUUAAUCCUAUAGAUUUCUUCUUUUUUUUUUAAAAUUUUAAUAGAACAAUUGGAUGGAAUCCUAAUUAGAACUCCAAUAGGAUAUUACAUUCUAACUUCUAAUCUUUACAAUGAUUCUAAACAAACAAAUGCAGUAAGGAAGAAUUUCUUUAAUCCAUAAACGCCACUUCAGAGUCGCUUUAACAAAUCUGUGAAGUGAUGCUCUGUAUUUAGAAGCAAAUUGGAUUACACGUUGAAGAUGAUGCGAUUUCUCAUCGGAAACAUGCAGGAAAAUAACGAACAUUGGAGGCACCGGGUGUCCGUUUGAAAUGUUUGUCAUUUUUAUGAUUUCCAUUGUGAAGUUUCUUUUGUCCUAUCGCGGAAAAGAUGAUAUAGAAACUGAUCAAUAAAGUGGAUUAUUAUGGACUGAAGUUCUAAGACUGCGUAAAAUUGCUCAAACUCUGACCAACAUUACAACCAACGGAUUGCCUUCGACGCAGUGUGUUACGAAGAGUAUGCGUUUAGUAGCGGUAAUUGUUUUUGGAAUUUUUUGUCAUUCUGUGGAUUGUAUAGAAACCGUCCCAUACCAACACGGAUUCCCUAUAGGUGCCAUAUUUGAUUGGAAUGAUGUCUAUGCCAAGACAGGGUUCUACUACGCCAUGAACAAGAUACUUCGGCAGAAGGAAAAUCAGUUUAAUUUCUCUACAAUCAUAGAGGAUGUCUCCAUAAACGACAGCUUCCAACUAGUCCAAAAAAUUUGUGAUCACUUGUCAAAUGGAGUCUUCGCUUUAGUGGGAUCUAAGUCUUACAUUUCUCGCGAGGUCAUGGACUCCUACACACGUGUAUUCCACAUGCCUUACCUAAGCCCAAGCAUAGACCACCACCCUCAUCACAGCAAGCAAUUCUCUAUCUUCAUGAAGCCAGAUGUGACCAGGGCUAUCGCUUCCGUUAUUAACCAUUUAAAAUGGACUAAAUUUCACUACAUUUACGACACUGAUUCCGGCUUGUCUCGACUUAUGGAACUGAAGUUGCUUUUAAAAGAUCAAGAUCGAAAGAGCACAGUAGCGAGUUCCCGGCGCCUCCUGAGCCUACAAGAGGCCCAUAGAGACCUCAGAAUGCUGGACAAACUACACGGACCUUUAACCAAUACGCAUCCAAUUAAUAUAGUAUUUGAUUUGUCAAAUGAAACUGCCUACGAUACCAUAUUAAAUCAGAUACGAAACGUUGGAAUGAAUAAAAACGGAUAUUCAUAUUUACUCGGCAGUUUGGAUAUAGUCAACCAUGAUUUAGACCGAUUUUCACAUGGUGGGGUAAACAUCACAGGUUUCCAGCUAGUUGACCAUCAAUCUGAUAUUGUCCAAAACUUUUUAGAAGAAUGGAGACAGUUACCACGCUCCAUUUGGGAAGGAGCAGGGGAAACGGUCAGGGUUGAAUCCGCUCUCAUGGUGGACACUUUAAACCUGUUACGGGAAACUAUUCAAACGAUGAUAAAGAACAAUUCCGAGGUCUUCCGAUCAACAUUUAGGAGAGCUAAAGUAUACAACUAUGACUUAACGAAGGGUAUACCGUGCACUGGUAGUAAGCCUUGGAUGCAUGGACUAAAUAUCAUGAAUAAUCUACGAGAGAUUUCCAUCCACGGUUUGACAGGAGAAAUACAUAUUGAUGAAAAUGGACACAGAUAUAAUUAUUCCAUCGGCGUCUAUGAAGUGGGAUUUAAGAUAAACCCAAGAAAAAUAGGCAGAUGGGUUGACAAAGUGGGCUUUGUUCCGGAAGGGACUAAUGACAACCAUACGAACGAUGAGGAUUUAAAAACUUUAAUCGUUACAAGCAUUUUUGAGAGACCAUUUCUUCAAUAUAAGAAAGAAUAUGAAAAAGAGGAAAAUAGACGAAAAGUGAAGAACAAAAACGACCUGUACGAGGGUUACUGUGUUGAUCUUAUCGCUGCCGUAUCGGAUCUAUGUGGAGGAUUCCAGUAUACUAUAGUACCUAACAAAGACUCUGUGUAUGGUGCCAAAGAAAACGGAACAUGGACUGGUAUGAUUGGAGAACUAGUUGAUGGGAAGGCGGAUCUAGCUGUUGCCCCACUGACAAUUACAAAACAAAGAGAGGAGGAUGUGGCUUUUUCUAAACCCUUUAUGAACAGUGGAAUAAGUAUUAUGAUUAAGAAACCAGAGAUUCAAAAACCCGGCGUUUUUUCUUUUUUAAAACCAUUUUCUAUAUACCUUUGGAUGUGUAUAAUCGGAGGAUAUUUUUGUGUUAGUUUUGGAAUGUUUAUCGUUAGUCGCUUUAGUCCAGCGGAAUGGAGACGAAAGUGUUUGCGAAUGGAUAAUGGCGUCGUCAAUAAGUUCACACUGGAGAGUUCUCUGUGGUUUACCAUGGGGGCAUUAAUGCUACAAGGUAGCGAUACCUGUCCAAGAUCUGUGGCUGGUCGUAUAAUAGGUGGAACCUGGUGGUUUGCUGUUUUAAUUGUGAUCUCGUCCUACACUGCAAAUUUAGCGGCAUUUCUCACGAUAGACAAAUUGUUAACUCCGAUAGAGAACGCAGACGACCUAGCAGCACAGACAGAAAUAUCGUACGGCACAUUGGAGUCCGGCUCUACACAGUCAUUUUUCAAGGAAUCCAAAGUUCCAACAUAUCAAAAGAUGUGGGCGUAUAUGUCCACUGCGUAUCCAAGUGUGUUUGUCAAGACGACAGAAGAAGGUGUUCGCAAAGUGAGAAAUAUGAAAGGAAAGUAUGCCGUUCUUCUGGAAUCAGUCUACAAUGAAUAUUUUAGUCAAAGAGAACCCUGUGACGUCAUGCAAGUGGGUUCACCACUCAAUACCAAAGGAUAUGGCAUCGCUACUCCGAAGACUUCAAAACAUCAGGAUCUAUCGGAAAUGGUUUCUAUAGCAAUACUUGAACUGACAGAAAAUGGAUCAUUGAUUAAAAUGAAGAGGCGAUGGUGGAUUGAGAAAGGGGAAUGUGGAGUCCAGGAGGAAAGUAAGGGUAGCAAGAAGAAGAAAUCGCUGUCACUCAGUAAUCUGGCCGGAGUUUUCUUCAUUCUCAUAAGCGGCCUAGUGUUUUCCAUUAUUCUAGCUGUUGCUUAUUUUCAGCGCUCUAGAUCCAACAAUAAACAAGGGGGAUUUCUUAUGCUUGGGGGUGACGUGUCAAAUACAUACUCAGACUAUUCUGGAUAUCCAGUAGAAGAACGGAGCAAUGGAAUGAGUCCAAAAGUGCCUAAAGGGAUUUUAUCCAACACGGAGAAAUUAGAAACGGGUGAGGAAUCCAAUCCCAGAAUGAAUCACAUCCACACCACAAGUCUUCUUUGAUCAAAUUGAUUUGAGUUUUACACACUGGGAAUUAUACAUGCACAAUUUACUUAGUUUAACAAUCUCAUGAAGAAAUGUAUAUGAUCACCUUUUUCAGCAAUUUCAUAAAUUAUAUCA